Daucus carota subsp. sativus is the source of this 872-nucleotide messenger RNA. RefSeq names its product protein MODIFYING WALL LIGNIN-2. The transcript has 3 exons. Bases 242 to 802 code for a protein of 186 amino acids. The record is from RefSeq and is a predicted model, not a curated record. Lineage: Eukaryota; Viridiplantae; Streptophyta; Magnoliopsida; Apiales; Apiaceae.
UUUACAUAAGAUUUCAAAACUCAGCAGCCUUGCUAACCUCCUGACUCCUACCAGAGCAUCACCAAAACCACCUUUGCUCAGCAUCCACCUUUGAGUACCUUCCAAGCCUUCUCUCUAUUUCUUCUCCUUUUCUAAAUAUUAUACGAUAUGGACAAACAUACCAUAUAAUAUAUAUCUCUAGAUUCUUACCAAAUUUCUGACACGAAAAGAUCAAAAUAAGCACCCAAGUUCUCAGUUUCUCAUGGAAAGGAACAAAUUAGAUAUAGCACUGAUUUUAACUCUUGUCAUUCUUAUUGCCCUCCUCUCCUGCGCUCUCUGUAUUGCUGCAGAAUUCAAGAAAUCUAAGAAGAAAGAGAUAAAGUUGGAUGGGAAGUUCUGUUACAUACCAAAGAGUGAAUCAUAUGGGCUGGGGAUUGCAGCUUUGGUUUGUUUAUUUGCAGCCCAGAUUAUGAGCAAUCUCUUUGUUUCCAGAAAGUUAUGGUUUGGAAGGAAUAGAAGUUGCAGCAGCAGCAACUGUGAGCCCAGAUUUUCUGGAAUUUCCAUUCUUUUACUCUCUGUUUCAUGGAUCAGCUUUGUGAUCUGCGCCAUUCUAGUAAGUGCAGCCACAAGUAUGAGCCAAUCACAAGCGUUUGGUGAAGGAUGGUUGGAUGGGGAGUGCUACAUUGUAAAAGAUGGUGUAUAUAUUGGUUCAGGAAUUUUGGCCCUUUUUGCAGUUGGUACAACACUUCUUUCAUCAAUCAUCGCUUCAAAGAACACUCAAGUUGACCAUGUUACCCCAAAAAUUCAUGCACAAGUUGAAUAAAAAACACACAUAUACAUAUAUGAGUUCAUGACCAUGAAUCCAUUAAUCUUGUGAUUACAAUUACAAAAUA